Messenger RNA from Rhopilema esculentum, 836 nucleotides. Its product is annotated as protein SPMIP1-like. The record is from RefSeq and is a predicted model, not a curated record. NCBI's taxonomy places the organism in Eukaryota, Metazoa, Cnidaria, Scyphozoa, Rhizostomeae, Rhizostomatidae.
ACUGUGUUGCUAUGACGCUUGUGAUCAAUUCCUUCAUAGGCCUACACUGGUUCACGUUGUUUUCUGCUUUGGAAAAUCGUGGAAAAUGGUUCGGGAACUAAAUAUGGAUACACAGAGACAAAAUUUUUGGAAGGAGUCGAUUCAUAAAGAAGCGACUGUUCGGUUAUUGUGGCACAUGAAGUUUUCCAAGGAAUUCGCUAGAGACCACAAUGUUCUGAAUCAGAAGAAAUCCAAACUUGCACCUUUAAAAGUUGCUACAAUCUCAACAUCGCCGAUCAACACGUUCAAUCUGGAACGGUAUCCUAAAGUUAAAGCAGCAAAGGCGGGAGUUCUUUCUUCAACUAAUGAAGAAAAGUUACAACACAAGUCGGUUUCGGAGAUGCGCCCAGUAACCACAACUCGAGAUUUACUGUUCAAGGGCUUCAGCGCACUGGGGGAAGGGCGGUAUCAGUAUUUACAGAAACGGAAACAGAAAAAACCCGAGCAGAAGUACGAAUUUCCUAUCACAUCUGGUUGGGAAUAUGGCUGGAAAGUUACGACCUCAAUGAAGAAUUCUAGCACGAGGCCAGCUGAGUUUGGACGCACAAGAAUUGUAAAGGAUUCAUUUUAUCGCACAAAUGGGGUUUUGCCAAUGGAGACUAUUUCUUCGAUAGGGGUUUAAACUUGCAGAGUAUUUUAGCAAUCCCAAAAAUACUAUUUUGCCUCUUUUCGUUAUUUUUGAUGGCAUGUAUUUUUUACUUGGUCAAAAAUCUUUAUAGGUACGGUAAGUCGAACCCUUAGGAGUAAAGAUAAAUGUAGUACUUUUUUAUUUUGUCAUGGAAAAUUUCUGGACAUAA